AUGCGGGAUGCGGUGAGCCCUGAGGAGCCGCUCUCUCUGCGGCGGCUCCGCGAAUCGCUGUCGAGCUUGGAGAGGCUUGAGCGGCAACGCCAUGCGCUGCGUGAUCGGCUUGAGCCGUCAGGUUUGGGCGGCUCCAUGGAGAACUUCCCGAGUGAAGACGGCGGGGUGUUCGUGAGAGAAGUCUUUGUCCACAUCCAGCGGCACAGCGCUGUGGUGGCCGGCCUGGGGCGCUGCGACCUCGGCUCGGAUAUGCCGCUCUUGCCGCAUCUGCAUUUUGGAGGCUCGUUCAGCAACAGCCAGAUGCAAAGCCCCGGCUCCUUUGCCGGCCCUGAGAUGAUGGCGAUGGGGCAAAAGAAGGACAAGAAGUUCAACUCGAAGGAGCUAGAAAGCUUUGGCCGUUGGCGCGGGCAACUCUAUCGGCUGGUGGUAUCUGCCUCUUGGGAGUUGCUGCUGAGCCUGGUGAUCUUAGCCAACUUCAUCAUCAUCAUCCUAGAAGCCAACUAUGGCGCUGCCUGUGAUGGUGAAUUGAUCACCAGCGGAUGCAUUCCGGCUUGGCCGGCCAUUGCCAACUAUUUCUUUGUGGCUUUCUACACUCUGGAGACUCUUGCGACUUUGUUUGUGUACAGAUCUCGGGUGUGCCGAGAUGGAUGGAUGCUUUUUGACCUGGGCAUUGUCUUCAUGGCCUGGGUGGAUAUUUGUGUCGCUGCUGUGGUCACAACCGCUGGGCUUCAGGAAGUUCAGCUUUUGAGGCUCUUCAGAAUAGCCAGGCUCGCGCGUGCUGCCAGGAUUGUGCACAUGUCUCCGGAACUGCAUGCGAUGAUGAUCGGGAUCAUCAGCGCGCUGACCACGGUGUUUUGGGGGCUCAUCAUGGUCAUGCUCCUCCUGGCAAUUUGGGCAGUGCUUGCCGUAGAGCUCUUGCAUGGAACAGCACAGGAGGUGCACGUGGACAACCAGAAGUGCCUAGAGGCCUUUGAUUCUGUGUUCAUGGUGAUGCUGAUGUUCUUCCAGACUUUGAUGGCUGGGGACAGCUGGGGCGACUGCGCGAUUCCCAUGAUCCAGAAGAACCCGCUGUCUCUCAUCAUCUUUGGAGGCUCGCUGCUGACGGUGCAGCUGGGUUUCGCGAAUUUGGUGCUGGCGGUGAUCGUGGAGAGGUCCCGGCAGGCCCAUGAGGAGGAGCAGAGGCAGAACAUCUUCGAGCAGUUCAAGAAGCGCCGGGAGGCGGAAAAUCGCCUCCGCGAGAUGUGCCAAGCCAUCGAUGUGGACCGGGACGGUGUGCUGACGCUGGACGAGCUCAUGGAUGCCUAUGCCACAAACGAGGAGUUCAGAAAGACGUUGUUCCUGCUGGAGAUUGAUGAGACAGACCUCAUUUGUCUCUUUGACCUGAUGGACGUGGAUAGAUCCGGGGACCUCACCUAUGAGGAGCUGAUUAGUUGUAUCAACAAGUCCGAGACCAACGAUCUGAAGCGGCAGAUGAUGCUGGUGAAGCUUCAGGUGCAGGACAUCUGGCUGCGGGUCCGGGACCAUUUGAACGAUGCCCAGGAGAACAUCAUCAACUCGGUGAAGGGCGAGACACGGAAGCCAUCGCUCCUGGACGCGAAGACCUACCUCAUCAGAAAGCUGACACGUGACAGCUCAGCCAGCUCACACACCAGUUUGCCGGCGAAGAAGAGCAACAUGUCCGCUUUUUGCAAGGACUUCAAGGCCAUGAUGCCAAUCUCCGAGCAGCAAGACGCUGGAACGGAGUACACCGCGCCAGUUUUCGCGGUCAGGCAGCUGCACACGGGGCUAAAAGAGGAACUCAAGCAACAGCUUGAGUCGCAGCUGGAGAGCUUCACCACCUUCAUUGACCGCGAGAUCUCCGAGCUCAUUUUUCGACAGUGGCCCUUAGCGCGGGAGCUGGACGCCAAUAAUUGGCAGAACGCCCAAGACCAGUGGGGCGUGGAGGUCGAGGAUGUGAAUGGCGAUGGGGUGAAUGGCGAGGCGCAUGGAAGCGAAGUAACCGCAAGUGGUGGUGGAACUGGCGGCAUCGGAAGCUUUGCCAGCCCCAGGGAAGCCUGGAGAAGCACCGAGGAGCCGCUGGCGGCCUCCCCCAGGUGCCAGCCGCGCGAUGCGCUUUCCAUGGCGUUGGAAAGGGCGCAGGACCACAUCGAGGCGCUGCAGCGCGAGCGCGACGACGCGCUGCGCCGCGCCGCGGAGCACGAAGCCGAGGUUUUGCGCCUCACCAUGCUGGUGGAGAGGUCAGAGGCUGGGCACUGCGCGCUGCUGGAGGAGAGACAGCGCGAGCUCGCGGAGGUGCAGCGGCUGCGGAAGGAGCACCGGGAGGCCCGGGACCAGCUGCAGGUGCUCAAGGCGGAGGUGAACCAGACGAGAGCGCACUCAGAUGACAAGCGCCAACGAUUUGAGAGGCUAAUCACGGAGCAGCGCGAGCAGAUCGAGGUCUUGCAGGAAGCCAACGGACACGCGGAGCGGCAACUGCAGGACAGAGGCUCGCAGUCUAUGGACAUUGAGACGUCACUGUUCUCGUGCUUGCAAGAGCGCACAGCUUUGCUCCAGUUCAUGGUGGACUUGCUCUCGGCCCUGCAGACUUUAUUCUACGACCCCACGCCCUUCACCCGGCUGAGCAUUCGCUCGCCGUCGCCCUCCCCGGCCAGUGGCUCUUGUCGCCGCCGCCCGCCCUCGCGGGAAGCGUGGCACAGGCAUGCCGGAUGCUUCGCUUGCGGCUCCACCGACUUUGCGCCGCCGAUGGACAAGGGCCUCAAAGAGGCGCAGGUGGCCUGCAGCGAGGACUUGAAGGAGCUGUGCAACGCCUUGGAGGGCGAGAUCGCCCAGGCUUCCCAAGCCUUUUCGGCGCAGGUUCAGCGAGUUCUGGCUGAGGCGGAGCAGAGCGCCCGAGCCGUGAGCGCGGCGCAGCCUGGGCAGCUGCUGCGCGCCUGCGCUGCCUGGGUGGAGCAGGAGAAGCGGCGGAAGGAGAGGCAAGGCCUGCCGGUUGAUCGUCCAGUACCAGCUGUGGACUGGGGCGAGGAGCGCGCGCAGUACUUGGCCACCACCAGAGCCAUGGAGAGCAAGUUCGCGCAGCUGCUCAAGCUCCGGCGCCUCCAUCAGGUCAGGCACAGCGCAGCGCGGAAGAAGGCGCCGGCCGGAAGGUACUGA
This is a messenger RNA of Effrenium voratum, 3150 nucleotides long. The record is from the annotation of a GenBank genome assembly. NCBI's taxonomy places the organism in Eukaryota, Dinophyceae, Suessiales, Symbiodiniaceae.